AUGGCGCAGAGAUUGGAGAAUGUUGUGGAUCGGCGCGAUUUGCUAAUACAAAAACUUCUGAGAAUUCACGAAGGAGUUAAUGAAAAUAAUGUGAAUGUACAUUGGUUGAACCUGCAAUUAGAAACUAUACGGCGUUGCAAUGAAGAUUCAGAGAAAAUUUACUUGGAGAUCUGCAAUCUAACACCACGGGAUCACAGAGAUGAACAUACUGCUGAGUAUUUACGCUGUGAAGAGCUUUUUAGUUCUUUGUAUGUCUCAAUUCAAACAAAAUUGGAGGAAAAGAAGAAUGCCGAGGCAAAUCAAGCGCGAAUGACCACCAAUGUAGCUUCAUUGAAUCCAGCAAUUGUAGCUAACUCGUCCGCACCACACUUGCAGGUGCCACUGCCAACUUUCGACGGAAAUCUUGAGAAUUGGUAUUCUUUUAAGUGCAUGUUUCAGACAAUCAUGCGAAGAUACCCGAAUGAAUCACCAGCGAUCAAGUUGUAUCAUCUCAAAAAUUCCCUCAUUGGAAACGCAGCGGGUAAAAUUGACCAGGAUGUGAUAAACAAUAACAAUUACGAAGCGGCAUGGAAAAUGUUGGAAGACACGUACGAGGAUGAGCGGGUCAUAAUUGACACACACAUCGAGGCGUUACUCAAUUUGCCGAAAUUGACGUGUGAAUCAGGCGAAGAGCUGCGAAAGUUGAUCGACACAUGUUCAAAGAACGUCGACGCACUUAACAACCGUAAUCUACCUGUCAAUGGCUUGGCAGAGAUGAUGCUGGUGAAUUUAGUCGCAAAACGAUUGGACAAGGAAACACGAAAAUUGUGGGAAUCCCAGCUGCCUAAGGAAGAAUUGCCAUCAUUUUUGUUAAUGAUCGACUUCCUACGUGAAAGAUGCCGUGUACUGCAAAAAGUACAAAACUAUUCUGAAUCGCGAUCGUCUACUGGAGCAUCAAAACAGCGAGGCAAAACGGAGCAGAAAUCCAUUACAGCAAAGAAUUUUGUGCAAACAUCGAAAGAAUCAUGUUUUAAUUGCAGUGGGGAGCACUCGAUCUACAAAUGUGAUGCUUUCAAAGACCUUGGAGUGGCUGAACGUUACAAUAAAGUAAAACAAUCAGGACUCUGCUUUAAUUGUUUGCGGCGUGGUCAUCGUACAGUCGACUGUAAAUCUGAACAGUCCUGUAAGGUUUGUAGAAGAAAACAUCACAGUCUUCUCCACGAAGAAAAAGCACCUAUACCGAAGCAAUCAGAAGUUUCCGUGGUAGACCAACCCACAUCGGACUCCAAAGGUACACAAGAAAGUUCCACUAAAGAAACGCGUUUAGUAAACUGCACUCAAUCAAAACCGAUUAUGAGACAAGUUAUGCUAUCGACUGCUGAAGUUCUAGUAUCCGGAUUCGGAAACUCUUACUGGCCUUGCAGAGCACUUUUAGAUUCAGGAUCUGACUCGAAUAUAAUCUCCGAAGUUUUUGCAAAAAAGUUAAAUAUUCCAAUGGAUAGAAUCAAUCUUCCGAUCAGUGGUUUGAAUAAUGCUCAAACAAUGGUGAAACACAUGAUUCACACGAAGAUCCGAUCAAGAGAUAGUAAUUUCGGUGCAGCGUUAGAUUUUCUUGUGGUGCCAAAAAUAACGCAUCUGCCAAUAAUGGAAUGUAAUAUUCAAAGUUGGCCCAUUUCGACUGAUAUACAUUUAGCGGAUCCAUUCUUCAACGUACCUAACGAAAUCCAGAUGAUUAUCGGAGCUGAAUUGUUUUUCGAUUUAAUUAAAGAAGGCCGUAUUCGACUGGGCAAUCAAAUGCCAACACUUAUUGAAACUCGUCUUGGAUGGGUUGUUAGUGGAUGCGUACCUAAUGUCAUUUCGAAUUCAUCGCAGAAAAACUGUCAUAUGAAUGUAAGUAACGAGGAACUGAAUCGCAGUUUGACUAAGUUUUGGGAACUUGAAAAAUGUGUGGAGGCGUCACCAUUGACAGCUGCCGAAAUAGCUGUAGAAGAUUACUUUGUACGUACAGUUCAGCGAAGCGAUAGUGGUCGUUACAUCGUCAGAUUACCGUUCAAUAAAGCGAAGGGUCAACUUGGUGACUCAAAAGCAGCUGCGCAAUAUCGUUUCAAUAAACUGUUGCGAACAUUUGUCAACAACGAUAAAAGAACUCGCUACACAGCGUUUAUGGCGGAGUAUUUUGCUCUUGGUCAUAUGAUCGAAUUGAAAGAUAAUCCAGACGAAGGUUAUUUUCUCCCGCAUCAUGCUAUCUACAAAGAAUCAAGCAGCACUACCAAAAUAAGAGUUGUCUUUGAUGCCUCAGCGAAAACUACUACAGGUGUCUCGUUAAAUGACGCUCUAGAGGUUGGUCCAACUGUCCAAAGCGAUCUAAUAUCCAUUAUAAUGCGAUUUUGCAGUCAUCAAAUAGUGCUCACAGCUGACAUACCGAAGAUGUACCGGCAAGUACAAAUUCACGAAGAUGACCGAAAAUAUCAACGGGUAUUAUGGCUCAAUGAAGAGCACAAGCAAACAGUAUUUGAGCUAUCAACUGUAACAUACGGAUGUUCUAGUGCACCAUAUUUGGCAACGCGUGUGCUUGUGCAAUUGGCCACCGAUGAGGCAAAUGAUUUUCCGAUAGCAUCGAACGUCAUCAAAUAUGAUAGUUAUAUAGAUGACUUUCUCACUGGAGGCAGCACAUCAAACGAAGUGAUAGAAAUCUACGAACAACUUUCCGGGAUACUGCAGCGAGGUGGCUUCGGAGUGCACAAAUUCUGCUCUAACAGUGAUAUCGUUCGUAAUCAUAUUCCAAGCGAGCUGCAGGAAACGCAGAUGAAUUUCGAGGAUGCGGAUAUUAACAAUACUAUUAAAACGCUGGGUUUGAUAUGGAAUCCAAUGGAUGAUUAUUUCACAUUUCACGUAAAAUCAUUUGAGUCGAUAAAUGCUGCAUGUUUCACGAAAAGAAGCGUGCUGGCUGAUAUGAGCCGUUUGUUCGAUCCACUAGGAUUUCUGGGACCAAUAAUAACGCUGGCGAAAAUACAAAUGCAAGAUCUCUGGCGGUUGGGUCUAGCCUGGGAUGAAAAUCUUCCACCAGAACCAUUGAAAAAUUGGACCUCAUUUAGGAAACAAUUACCGUUGGUGAACCUAAUGAAAAAGAACAGAUGUCAAGUCACGUGUCGCUCCAUUGAAGCCUACAACUAUUCCAAGGUUGGAAUUAUGUGGCGCUUUACUGCUGGCUCAGCUCGUAAGGAAAACCAUAAAUGCAAUGAAGUUUUCGUUUCACCGGGUGACACUUUGGUGUGA
Molecule: messenger RNA, 3255 nt
Organism: Malaya genurostris
Lineage: Eukaryota; Metazoa; Arthropoda; Insecta; Diptera; Culicidae
Exons: 2
Coding region: 1-3255 (1084 amino acids)
Biological process (GO): proteolysis
Molecular function (GO): aspartic-type endopeptidase activity; zinc ion binding; nucleic acid binding
Source: RefSeq, a predicted model, not a curated record